AUAUUAAAAAUAAAAGAAGAUUCGUUUAAAAAUUACAAUAAAAACCGUGGAUUGAACAAUAUAUAUACGUUAAUCAAGUAUUUACAAGUUAAUCAAAAGUUGCUAGAUACUAGAUUUAAUUCAAAUAAAAAGUGGAUAAUUAACAAAAAUGACUACAACGACAUUAAAAUGUGCAUUGAAUGGAUUUCAAUAUCAAUCAGUAAGUUGAUGUCCAUUGACAGCUGUAUACAUGCAUAUGUAUACUUAAAUUGUUAUACAUUUUGCUGAUAACUUGCUUGACUGUAUUGUUUUAAUAUGAACGUUUUAAUAAGUUGUAACUAUGGUAUAUAUAAAAUAAUUUCCAAUUUCCCCAAUCCCCAAGUUUUCUACAAUUUCCUCGGUUUUUCUGAAAAGCCGAGGUCUUAACUGUUUUAGCGACGCCGCUGACAAGGCACAACUAAUAAUCGACUUCAACAAGUCUAUGCAGUGAGUGAAGGUCAAGGGUCAUGUUCCAUGCCUAGACUGGUACCUCGACGGUACAACGCACAACAUGUUGUUGUGCGAGAUUGGAAACCAAACUGCAGGAUAUAGGUCAACAAUGCUUACCGCGAGAACGUGAAAGCAAAUCAUGGAUUUUUCAAACACUUCGUUAGGUUUAGAUAUCUGGACUUUUCUGGUUAUUUUCUUGGUGUUUGUAGUUGUCUCCUUGUUGAUUCGUAAGCCACGUAAUCUGCCUCCCGGCCCGUGGGGAUGGCCAUUGCUUGGGUAUUUACCGCAGUUAGCAGUGAGCAGAGUGCCUACGUACGAAGCAUUAAGUGAAUUGGGGCUACGAUACGGACCCGUGUGCAGCUUCUAUCUGACAAACCAACUAGUUGUCGUCUUGCAAGACUUCGACGUCAUCAAGAAGGCGUUGGCUCUGCAUCAGUUAAGCGGUCGUCCUACUUUUGAGAUCUGUCAGAAAAGCCUGCCUGGACAUGGUGUGGUGAGUGCCUCCGGGAAGGAAUGGGAAGAAUUACGGCGGUUUUCAGUGACCACUCUCCGCUCCUUGGGGAUGGCGAAGUCCAGCUACGAGAAGCAAAUCUCGACUGAGGCACAAUGCCUCAUGGAGGAGAUACGAAAAAUAGGAGGACGGAAGUUUGACCUUCGCUGCGCUAUGGAGAGUGCCACGGCCAACGUGGUUUGUUCAGUUCUCUUCGGGAAGAGAUUCGAGUACACCGACGAGAGAUUCAUCGAGCUUCUCCAAAUAUCCGAUGAUAUCAUCGAAAUUGCAGGUGCAGGAGGGGUUCUGGAAUUUAUCCCGAUGUUCUCCAAGUUGACAUUCCUUCCCAUUGUCAAGAGACAGAUUGAAGUCAACAAUCGAUUGAUGGCUUUCAUCAAGGACAUCUUGGAAGAUCACGACACGGGUUACGAGCCCGGGAGCUCGCGGGAUUACAUCGACGCAUUUUACAACGAAAUGAGACAGAAGGAAAGCCAGGGCCUUCCAACCUACCUGAACACAAACAGUUUGUAUUACACCAUCGCAGGACUCUUCUCGGCCGGGGCAGGGACCUCGGCCAGCACACUUCGCUGGGCCAUCCUCUACAUGGUAGCCUACACUGAGAUCCAGAAGAGGGUCCAAGAUGAGCUAGAAAACAUCGUGGGUCGUGACAGACUACCCCAACUCUCUGAUAAACCAAAAUUACCGUACACCCAGGCAGUGCUCAGUGAGAUCCAGCGAGUUGGAUGUAUUGCUCCACUCAGCAUACCGCACCGCUGCUUGGAAGAUACAGCAGUAUCAGGGUACCACAUACCCAAGGGGGCUCUCAUAGUACCCAACCUAUGGCAAGUAUGCUACGAUGAUACUGAAUGGACCAAUCCCAGAGAGUUCAAGCCGGAGCGAUUCCUUGACGAGGAAGGCAACUUCCGAGCCAGGGAUCACUUUGUUCCUUUUGGAAUCGGUCGUCGGGUUUGCCUGGGCGAAAACCUUGCCAAGAUGGAACUCUUCAUCUUCUUCACGUUUCUCCUGCAUCAGUUCACCUUUGAAUCGCCUGAGGGCGCUACAGGGGUAUCCUUCGAGCCCAAGGGGGGAAUAACGUUGGGCCCCGUCCCCUACAAAAUUCGCGCCAUCCCACGUGCGUAAUGAGAAUAUAAAGCCAAAAAUAGACAGCUGCCAAUUACACAUCAUAAUGCACCGUGUUGAUCGUGUAGUUGUCAACAUUUCUAAAGAUACAUCUACCUCUUAUAAAAACACAGGGAAAUGUUAUACACAUACGACAGCUCUAUGUCUCAAAAAUAUGAAGCAGUCAAAACAAGUCCGAGGACAAUCAAUCGGUUUCUUUUAACCUGUUCACCAGUGGAACCAUUGGCUAAAGAAUAUUCCUCAUAGACAAUUAUUUCAGAACAUUAGCUUUGUAAGGAGCAAUUCUGUGACGUAAGUACCAUUAAGCCUUACUGUAGUAACUGUAAUGUCCAUUUUUUUUCAUAAGCAUAACAACAGUCAAGAUUGAAACGUGAAUGUAAAGUCGAUAAAACGAAAUUGCACUUGUUUGGAUUGUGCAGCAGCACAGCUUAGAUAUAAUCUGAAAAGUAGCCAAAUUUGGAAUUCAAGUCCUUUCAUUUAAUUAGCUGUAUCUCCGGACCUUGGUGUCCAAAUGCGAUGGGAUAAAGACCAGGGUCUUUAUGGUCUUUAGUGUAGGGUCUUCACUACACCCUCAGACAAUGGAGGACGAAAAAUGGCCAUCUGCUUUUUUGCUAUCAGAAAUGCAGAAAGCAGAUUGUACGUUUUUGUACAAUGAACUUUUCGACUUUUCUAAUUUUCUGCUACCUGAAAUUAAAGCAGGAGUUUCAAUUUGCUUGCUAAUUUUCCCCGGCAUAUUUUUUAUAAAGUUUCUGGUUUGCUUGAGACAAUAGUAGUGAUACCAAAAGCUCAUUAUCAAAUUACGAUUAAGUUUCCUCGUUCAUACACUAGUCAUAGUCACAUGUUGAAAGAUUUGUUUUUGGAAAAGCAUUAGAUAGCUACAAAGUCGUCACGUGAACUCAUAGUUCGGUCAUUGCCCUCCAGCACAAAACCUAGUCUAUGGAAUAUCCCCUUGCACAGCAAGCGUCUAUGAUAUGCGAGCAGAUUCGGUGAUUAAUUAUGCAAAACAAGACUGCGCCUCGACCUCGAGAUUCUGACCAUUCAGCGGGCGCCUCUUUUCAAAACCACAGGGAAAUGUUAUACACAUACGAUAGCUCUAUGUCUCAAAAAUAUGAAGCAGUCAAAACAAGUCUGAGGACAAUAAAUAGGUUUCUUUUAACCUGUUCACCUGUGGAACCAUGGGUUGAAAAAUAUUCCUCAUAGACAAUUAUUUCAGAACAUUAGCUUUGUAAGGAGCAAUUAUGUGACAUAAGUACCAUUAUGUCUUACUGUAUUAACUGCAAUGUCAAUUUUUUUCAUAAGCAUAACAACAGUCAAGUUUGUAACGUGAAUGUAAGUCGAUAAAACGAAAUUGCACUUGUUUGGUUUGUGCAGCUGCACAGCUUAGAUAUAAUCUGAAAAGUAGCCAAAUUUGGAAUUCAAGUCCUUUCAUUUAACUAGCUGUAUCUCCGGACCUUGGUGUUAAAAUGCGAUGGGAUAAAGACCAUUGUGUAGGGUCUUCACUACACCUUCAGACAAUGGAGGACGAAAAAUGGCCAUCUGCUUUUCUGUUAUCAGAAAUGCAGAAAGCAGAUUGUACGUUUUUUUACAAUGAAUUUUUCUACUUUUCUACUUCUCUGCUACCUGAAAUUAAAGCAGAUUGAACGUUUUGUAAAAUUUUUACUUGUCUGCUUUUCUGUUACCUGAAAAGCAGAUUUUUUCCCUUGUUCCUGGCGGACAAAAAGUGGCCAUACUUCAGACUCCACAGAGUGUCAGUAUACAUUUAAAAUGUUACGUCCACUGCAAUUCCUUAGUUUUACCUACCAAAAAAAAUAGCUUAAAGAGCCACUGUAAUAAAACAUUUUUCCCGCAAUCCUUUUAAUAGACCUUUUUGUCAAAUUUAUCUGUAUUUGACAAUCUUUAUAUGGCCAUUUUCAAGGGUGUUUGGUGCCUCUGUGGUUUAGCUUCUCGUGCGAAUUUCCAUAUUUAUGAGUGAUGCUGUGAUGUCAUUUCAGGCAGAAAUUUCAGUGUUACAGCUGCUCUAUGAUCCAGCAUCAAACGUUUCCAAGCGUUUUGAUGGCUUGCCGUGAUAUUUUCUUUGGCUUUGGUGAUACAUUAUUUUAUUAGUGCAUGAAAGUAAAAUUUUGAAGAGUGUAUGCCUAAAGCGACUUCACAGCAACAGCGCUUGCAGUUGUCGAAAAGCAGGGAUUAUAAAAUGAUGAAAAGAAACCACCAAAAAAAUCGUCCUAGAUGCGUCUUUUUUUUCUGAAAUAUAGGUUUUCCCUGCCAAUUUCGCCAAAAUAGCAUUCGAAUUCAUCUUGAUAGUGGUCAAUUUGAAGCGACGUGGCGUCCUGCUGUCAUUCCCGUGGUUUGUAUUAGAUUGCAGGCGUUCAAAUUCGUUUUAAGACCUGACACAUCCUCAAUUGAAGUUAUGUCAUUCGGUUUAAGUGAUCAUUCAAGUUAGCAGGUUUAGGGUUACGUGUAUAUUUGCAUCAGAUUCUUAUUUACGUUUUCAUUUCCGCGCAUUCUAUUUAGCAAUUUUGGCAUUUAAAAUAAAAGUAAACGAAAGUAGACGAUGCGAGUCUUUUAAUUUCUUUCACCCUUUCAAUUUUUUUUCUGCUUCAAGUCGUGGUCCAUUUUUGUUUUUCUGGCCCUCCUCUUGGCAGGUUUUUCUGUCUGCCAGAUCUGAGAUACGUUGCUACGAUUGACCUGUCAGUAGAUCUGUUUAUGGCAAGCUUGUCUGCAAGUUCAAGAUAGUCUUGGGCAUUGCCAU
Molecule: messenger RNA, 4847 nt
Organism: Patiria miniata (bat star)
Lineage: Eukaryota; Metazoa; Echinodermata; Asteroidea; Valvatida; Asterinidae
Product: cytochrome P450 2J6-like
Exons: 5
Coding region: 608-2098 (496 amino acids)
Biological process (GO): xenobiotic metabolic process
Cellular component (GO): intracellular membrane-bounded organelle; cytoplasm
Molecular function (GO): iron ion binding; oxidoreductase activity, acting on paired donors, with incorporation or reduction of molecular oxygen, reduced flavin or flavoprotein as one donor, and incorporation of one atom of oxygen; heme binding
Source: RefSeq, a predicted model, not a curated record